AUGAAUCGGAGCAAUUUGACACCUUUAAUACCACUGGACGAGGACAUCAACCGGACUCUCCGAUUUCUAGCUCUUGAGAAGGAGCAAGCUGAGGCAAGAAAAAGAAGAAGUGAAGAAGGGGGACAACAUGUUGGUGCCGAAGUUGAAGGAAUUGAAAGAGAAGUUGAAGUUGAAAUGGCGGCAAAUCAACCUCAAGCUGCCAAUCCGACCCCGAAUGCAAAUGCGGAAGCGGAAGCCGAGGAAGAGCCAAGGACGAUGGGCUACUAUAUGGCUCCACGAGCAGCGGACAUCCAGUUACCAAUCCUACAUCCACCCGUGGCCGCCAACAAUUUCGAGAUCAAGCCCUCUAUCGUGUCGAUGAUUCAACAAAAUGCCUACUUCCACGGGCUUUCUCAUGAGUCACCACGAGAGCAUGUCCAAAGGUUUCUGGAGCUAGCGAGAAGCUUGAAGAUUAAUAACGUCUCCGAGGAGGCGUUGCAGUUGAAGCUUUUCCCCUAUUCUUUGGCAGGAAAGGCGCUCCGAUGGCUCAACAACCGACCGGCUCUAUCCAUCACCUCUUGGGACGAUCUCCUCAACAAAUUUAUGACCCACUAUUGCCCGCCUUCAAAGACGGCCGAGUGGAGGAAGAAGAUUACCCAUUUCGAGCAAGAGGAUUAUGAGACGUUGAGGGAUGCAUGGGAGCGGUUCUCGGACUACUUCCUCCAAUGCCUUCACCACGGCUUCGAAGAGAAAUUCCGGAUCGAAACUUUCUAUGGAGGAAAUAGUAACAUACUUAUGAUUUUAAUAAUAUUAUGA
Molecule: messenger RNA, 795 nt
Organism: Linum trigynum
Lineage: Eukaryota; Viridiplantae; Streptophyta; Magnoliopsida; Malpighiales; Linaceae
Source: the annotation of a GenBank genome assembly